Messenger RNA from Spinacia oleracea (spinach), 770 nucleotides. Its product is annotated as protein EIN6 ENHANCER. The record is from RefSeq and is a predicted model, not a curated record. Lineage: Eukaryota; Viridiplantae; Streptophyta; Magnoliopsida; Caryophyllales; Amaranthaceae. Gene Ontology annotation, biological process: chromatin remodeling. Bases 88 to 462 code for a protein of 124 amino acids. Gene Ontology annotation, cellular component: Ino80 complex. The transcript is spliced from 3 exons.
AGUUAAAGAAGUGUCUAGAAUGAAUGAGUAAAAUGAACUAGAAACGCCAUGGUUGGUGAGAACUGAGAAGGAAGCAAGAAAGCAAGAAUGGAGAGAGAAGUAGUGGAGUCAGAGUUAGUAUUGCCGACUCACUUGAAUUUCAAGAAACUUCAAAUGUAUGAGAAAUACCCAAAGGGUCAACCCAGAAGCAGACACUGGAAACAUCUCAAGCAGAUUCUUCAAGCUGAUAAUUUCCAGAAUUACCCUCCUGAUGAACCCAAUUAUGUGAAUAUUGAGGCACCACCUUCAAUGCAUCCACCCAAGAGAGUUUGUGAUAUUACAGGAUAUGAGGCACCCUAUCAUGAUCCGAGGACCAACUUGCGUUAUGCCAAUGCUGAAGUCUAUAAGCUGAUCAGGUCACUUCCUAAUGAAUAUGUGCAACGGUAUCUGUCUCUUAGAAAUGCUGCAGUUGUUCUCAAGUAGAGUAUUGCUUCCCUUUUAACAGCCGUUUGUUCAGUUGAUGAAGAAGAUACAGUUUCACCGAAGAAACUUUCCCUUUUUUCAUCACCAAGUCUCGCAGUUUGCAGUCUGAGGGCCGUGUAUAUACUACUGCAUCACUGCAAGUAUUCGUUGGUUGGGGCGUAGAAUGUACAGUUUGUGGAAUUAUGGGUUGCUAUGAUAUUGUAGUUUUAGAGGUUGAAAUCAUCUUUUGUGAAACAAAUACUCUUUUCUUAUGACUUUCCCCCUUUAUUUUCCCCUUCAUCGUAAUUCAACUUACCUUUGCUAUUUCA